This is a messenger RNA of Centruroides sculpturatus (bark scorpion), 3159 nucleotides long. Its product is annotated as patched domain-containing protein 3-like. Gene Ontology annotation, cellular component: membrane. The coding region runs from base 230 to 2773 and encodes 847 amino acids. NCBI's taxonomy places the organism in Eukaryota, Metazoa, Arthropoda, Arachnida, Scorpiones, Buthidae. The record is from RefSeq and is a predicted model, not a curated record. The transcript is spliced from 6 exons.
GGUAUAAGUUAAGUAUUCAUAAGUCUAGGAAAAUCGGACGACAGUUGUUGAUAUUACGUCGAAUAAUCCGAACUUAUAUUGGUCAGAUUUUAACAGAAAAAGAGAAUUUUAAGAAAAUUAUGAGCCCUGUAGAGAAUCAGAAUAUGACUCACUGGAUGCUUUAAUAAUAUAAAGGAGAAGACCUCAUCAUUACAACAUACGUAUCUGCAUAGGAUUAAAGAGAAGAAAUAUGAGAAAAGGUUAUGUAUCAAACAUAUCAUCCUUUAUCUUCUAUCGAAUUGGCUGUCAUAUUGGAAGACAUCCUCAAUGGUACAUCGCAUCCUUUAUCCUAUUAACAGGAAUUCUAGCAACUGGAAUGUUAAACUUAACUGUAGUAGAAGAUAUAGAAUAUCUGCUCACUCCAAUUAAUGCAAGAUCUCUCGUAGAGAGAAGAUCUAUCGAAACUCAGUUUCCACAGAAAUUAUCAAAUUACUAUUUUUCUAGAAUGCUGAAUAUUCGUGGAGUUAACUUUGUUUUGAUUCUACCAAAAAAUAAUAAAUCGAUGAUGGACGAAACUGUUAUCGAUGAUGUUCUAAAACUUGAUGAAAUUAUUCAAGAUAUCAGUAUUUUCUGGAACAGCUCUUUCAUUCGUUAUAAACAUUUGUGUGCUAAGAUGAUAAAUAAUAGAUGCUAUGAAAAUUCUGCAGUUACUUUAAAAGGAAAAAUUGAAAAAAUGAAAAAAGGAGAAUAUCUUGUCAAAUAUCCUAUUGAUUAUAAAAGAAUGAAAGUGACGGGUAAAGAAUUUGGAGAUGUCAAAGUUAAUAAAAAUAAUUACAUCGAAGAGUUUUCGGCAGUUUCUUUACACUACAUGCUGGAUUGUAGAACUGAAAAAAAUAAUAAAUUAUGUACAACUUGGGGAGAAAAGUUUAUAUCUACAUUAUUGAAAACCAAUUUAGAACAUAUAAAAAUUUAUAUAUUUUCUGACAAAGGAAUCGCGGAAGAAAUGAAUAAACAAACUAAAACAGUGACUAUGCUUUGCAUUAAAGCAGCUAUUCCUAUUUUAUUAAUGUUUGUAUUGAUAUCGAAUUUAUCUUCAAAUAUGAUAACCAGCAAGCCAUGGCUAGGUAUAGCUGGUAUUAUUUCAGUUGGGAUGUCUGUGAUAUCUGCUUUUGGACUAUUACGAUAUUUUGGAAUCGAAUUUGUAAAUUUAAAUAUGUCAGCUGCACUGUUAUUGCUUGGUGUUGGAGUCGAUGAUUCUUUCAUAUUAAUUAAUUCCUGGAGAAGAACAAAUCGUGACGAAUCUGUCGAGAAAAGAAUGGGCGAAGCAUUUGAAGAUGCAUCUGUUGCCAUCACAAUUAGUUCUUUAACCAAUUUUCUAUCGUUUUGCAUUGGUCUCACUGUACCUUAUCGUGCUAUCUACAUUUUCAGUCUUUACAGCGCGAUAUCAAUUUUAUUCGAUUAUUUCUACCAGAUAUUCUUUUUUGGAAGUCUCAUGGCUCUAGACGGAUACAGAGAGAAAGUUGGUCUCAGUGCUAUUUUCUGUUCUCCUACAAAGCCUUCUUCAUUAGAUAACAAAGAUAUUGAAAACGCAACUGACAUAAAAUAUGAAAAUAUGAUAAUCAAGUUUUUUCCAGAGACGUUAGCACCAUUCUUGCAUAAACGAAUAACAAAAAUAUCUGUAUUGUUUGUUUUUCUUAUGUACUUAGCUGGUGCUAUUUGCGGAAUGAAAUUUAUUACGACAGGAUUCGAUUUUAAUGUGAUAUAUUCGUAUGAUUCUUAUUUGAAAAAUACUGUUUCAGUUUAUAAGAACUAUUUUAAUAAAUAUCGAAAUACAGUUCAAGUUAUUGUUAAUACAACUUUGGAUUAUUCAGAUCUGGAAGUGCAAAAUGACAUCGAAGAUAUUUUGAAACGUUUCGAAUCAUGUCCAUUUAUGUCCAAUUUUUCAACUACACAAAGUUGGUUGAGAGAAUAUCUGUCGUUUAGUAAAAAUCCUGUAUUCAAUUAUCUUUUAGAAGAUUAUAAUUUAAAUAAUUCUUCACAAUUUCUUGAAGGAUUGAAAAAUGUGUUUUUGAAAAUAAAACCCGCGAAUAUAUUUGAAAAUGAUAUUAUUUUCAAUAAACAAGGCGAAAAGAUUAUUGCCUCUCGCUUCCUUCUCAUGUCCUACGAUGUUCCCGAUUACAUCUCAGAAUCAACGUUAAUGCGUAAUUUACGUAAUAUCGCAGAUAGUAGCAAAUAUCCAAUAUAUAUUUAUGGAACUCAAUUUCCUUUCUUAGAUAUUGAAAUAAAUAUAACUGAAAAUAUGUUAAAAAAUGUUGGAUUGACAUUAGUAGUAAUAUCUGUAGUUAUCUUUUUGUUUGUACCUAAUAUACUUUUUGUUGUCUGUAUUGUUUCUACUAUUGUUUCAGUAGUAAUAGGUGUAGUUGGUUAUAUGUCAUUGUGGAAUGUAAGCAUUAGUUGCUUAAGUAUGAUAUUAAUAAUAGUAGUCGUUGGGCUCUCUGUUGAUAGUGUGGCUCAUAUAGCAUACGCAUUUUUAUCUCCUAAUGAAAGUAAUUCUCUCGAUCGCAUGAAAAUUGCAUUUCAUAUAGCUGGAUAUCCAAUUUUACAAGGAUUUCUAUCCACAUUUCUUUGUAUUAUGCUUUUUUAUUUCGGUCCAUCGGAGAUGUUUUUUAUAAUGUUUAAAAUUCUGUUAAUAACAACGAUAAUUAUUUUAAUUCAUAGUUUGAUAUUUUUACCUUCAGCACUGAACUUUUUAGAUUUAAUACACAUUCCAUGGAAAUUCUCUCUGAAUUUGUAAUUUAUAUCGCAGUUAUAUUAUAUAUUUCAGAUAUUUACAUAUUAUAUUUACAAGAAUCUUGGAUUUUAAGUGCAACAAGUUAGAAAAUACGAAAAAAAAAAUUAUAAUUUAUCAAAGUUAUAUACCUAUAAUACCAUUGUUAAAAUUAGAAAAAAUGUAAACAUAAUACAUAGGUUGCUUUUAUUGAAUAAUUAACUAGAAUUAAAACGAAUAAAAAUUAUCCUUAAAAGUGUUAUGAAUUAUUUUAAUCGAAUAUCAUUCUUAAGUAAUCUUUUAUUAAUUGAAAGAAUUAUAUAGUAAAACGCUGGGCUUAGUAAUAGGACUAUUAAUGUAUUGUUAACAUGGGCGUAGCCAGAGUUUUGUUAUGGGGGGCCUAGUGGAGGCCA